Lipotes vexillifer (Yangtze River dolphin) is the source of this 3298-nucleotide messenger RNA. It is a transcript of the gene SLC6A2, whose product is annotated as solute carrier family 6 member 2. The transcript is spliced from 15 exons. The record is from RefSeq and is a predicted model, not a curated record. The coding region runs from base 80 to 1933 and encodes 617 amino acids. NCBI's taxonomy places the organism in Eukaryota, Metazoa, Chordata, Mammalia, Artiodactyla, Lipotidae. Gene Ontology annotation, cellular component: axon; neuronal cell body membrane; presynaptic membrane. Gene Ontology annotation, molecular function: neurotransmitter:sodium symporter activity; dopamine:sodium symporter activity; norepinephrine:sodium symporter activity. Gene Ontology annotation, biological process: amino acid transport; dopamine uptake involved in synaptic transmission; sodium ion transmembrane transport.
CAGCCGGGAUCCCGUCGCCGCCGAACACAGCCUCGGCGUGCUCCCAGUAUCGCCGACUCCCCUCUCGCCAGCCGCACCCAUGCUUCUGGCGCGGAUGAACCCGCAGGUGCAGCCUGAGAACAGCGGGGCGGGCCCGGGGUCAGAGCAGCCCCAGCGGAAGCGCAAAGCUGCCGAACUCUUGGUGGUGAAAGAGCGCAACGGCGUCCAGUGCCUCCUGGCCUCCCGCGACGGCGACGAGCAGCCCCGGGAGACCUGGGGCAAGAAAAUCGACUUUCUGCUGUCGGUGGUCGGCUUCGCCGUAGACCUGGCCAACGUGUGGCGCUUCCCCUAUCUCUGCUACAAGAACGGCGGAGGUGCCUUUCUGAUCCCGUACACCCUGUUCCUCAUCAUCGCUGGCAUGCCCCUGUUCUACAUGGAGCUGGCUCUGGGCCAGUACAACAGGGAAGGGGCAGCCACCGUGUGGAAGAUCUGCCCGUUUUUCAAAGGAGUUGGCUACGCUGUGAUCCUCAUUGCGCUCUACGUUGGCUUCUACUACAAUGUCAUCAUUGCCUGGUCACUCUACUACCUCUUCUCCUCCUUCACCCUUCACCUGCCCUGGACUGACUGCGGCCAUGCCUGGAACAGCCCCAACUGCACCGACCCCAAGCUCCUCAACAGCUCCGUGCUGGGCAACCAUACCACGUACUCCAAGUACAAGUUCACGCCGGCGGCAGAGUUUUAUGAACGUGGCGUCCUGCACCUUCACGAGAGCAGUGGGAUUCAUGACAUUGGCCUGCCCCAGUGGCAGCUCUUGCUCUGUCUGAUCGUCGUCGUCAUCGUCCUGUUUUUUAGCCUCUGGAAAGGAGUGAAGACAUCAGGAAAGGUGGUGUGGAUCACGGCCACGCUGCCUUACCUCGUGCUGUUUGUACUCCUGGUCCACGGCAUCACGCUGCCCGGUGCUUCCAAUGGCAUCAACGCCUACCUGCACAUCGACUUCUACCGUCUGAAAGAGGCCACGGUAUGGAUUGAUGCUGCAACUCAGAUAUUUUUUUCCUUGGGCGCUGGAUUUGGUGUCUUGAUUGCAUUUGCUAGUUACAACAAAUUUGACAACAACUGCUAUAGGGACGCCCUGCUCACCAGCACCAUCAACUGUGUCACCAGCUUCAUCUCUGGGUUCGCCAUCUUCUCCAUCCUUGGUUACAUGGCCCAUGAACACAAAGUCAACAUUGAGGAUGUUGCCACUGAAGGAGCUGGCCUGGUCUUCAUCCUGUACCCAGAAGCCAUUUCCACCCUAUCUGGAUCCACGUUCUGGGCUGUCGUGUUCUUUGUCAUGCUCCUGGCUCUGGGAAUUGACAGCUCAAUGGGAGGCAUGGAGGCGGUCAUCACGGGCCUGGCAGACGACUUCCAGGUCCUGAAACGACACCGGAAACUCUUCACAUUUGGUGUCUCCUUUGGAACCUUCCUUCUGGCCCUGCUUUGCAUAACCAAGGGUGGAAUAUAUGUGCUGACCCUGCUGGACACGUUUGCGGCGGGGACCUCCAUUCUGUUUGCUGUGCUCAUGGAGGCCAUAGGCGUCUCCUGGUUUUAUGGUGUGGACAGGUUCAGCAACGACAUCCAGCAGAUGAUGGGGUUCAAGCCGGGCCUGUACUGGAGACUCUGCUGGAAGUUUGUCAGCCCUGCGUUCCUCCUGUUUGUGGUGGUCGUGAGCAUCAUCAAUUUCAAGCCGCUCACCUACGAUGACUACAUCUUCCCACUCUGGGCCAACUGGGUCGGGUGGGGCAUCGCGGGCUCCUCCAUGGUCCUGGUGCCCGCCUACGUCGUCUACAAGUUCCUCAGCACGCGGGGCUCCCUUCGCGAGAGACUGGCCUAUGGCAUCACCCCAGAGAACGAGCAUCACCUGGUGGCCCAGAGGGACGUCAGGCAGUUCCAAUUGGAACACUGGCUGGCCAUCUGAAUCUGACCCCGAGGAGGAACCCUGCUGCACCAACGUUCAGGUCAAAGGUUUCCAACCACCCCAGACACUGUCUGGGGAUUCCUCUCCGACCCCCCUCUUCCUCUUUUCCAAGUUACGACUGACUUAGUGACCGGGUUUUCGUUCACUUUCUGUUCACCUGGCCUGAGGGCUGUGAGCUUGGAUUGCUAGGCCUUGUGGGAGAGGAGGGAACAGGAAGAAUGACUUCUGUCAAAACCUCUUUAGUUUUGAGGAAGUCUCACCCAGUGUGGGCACCGGCCCAAGCUGACGUCCACGGGCUCGGGCAGGACUCCCCACCUCGUUUGCUGGUAAUUUGGGCCACAGAAGAAAUCCUCAGUCCACCAAAUCAGACAGAGGAUGUUGCUUUUUGGUCAGACACUGUAAAACCAAAACACAAAUAAAAAGCCCAGCUGAGUUUGGGAGGUGCAGAGAUCUUGCCUCUCUCGUCUGCCCCGGUCAGUGCUCUGUUGUUUGGACCUUGGUUGGGGAGCUUGGGGAUAUUUGUCACUGUUAUGAAGUCCGUGGAUAGAAGCUCUGGGGGGUCGUGAGCAGAAAUCUUCAUAGUUAGUUUUCACUCUGGUUGACCUGCGUUUGAUUUGUGUGUGUUCUGGAAUAUUCUUCGGGUUUCUGGCGCUCAGAGGGUCCAGAGCGAUGGGUGUCACAGUGAGUGGCUUCUGCAGAAGAAGCAGACAAGUCUGUAGAGACCACAUGCGGGUCUCGCUCUGCCAGAUGCACAGAGCUCAGGAACCUACCUGUGGCUCGUGAGACCUUCCUGGGGGACUCAGGACAGGAACCCAGCAAGGCCAGCUGCGUGUCUCCGCUACGGGAUCCUCUGCUGUCCUCACGGGGCCAGGUGUGUGUCCAAGGGCAGCCCCCCAGGCUGUCUGUUUCUGUAUUGUUCACAGACACCUGCAAAGCCUGUCCCUGGGAAUCCCACCCAGCCUGGACCAGAAGUCUCAAGUGAUGGGAAGUGGGCCCUGAAAACUCCCUUUGUCUCUCUUCAUGGGCCAUACUUUGCACCGUGGAGGGCAGCAUGGAACCAAGCAUAUAGCACCCUGGUCACUCAGGUUGAGGGGAGAAUAGUCUCAAUUGACGGAGCAGGUUGGCGGUUGUAGAGAAUUUCAGGUUGAUUUCUGAUACAAACUUAUAAGUGGUGCCCUCUGGUGGUGCUGGUGGCUAGUCUCAGCUCAUUCAGAGAAGCGAUUUGUAGUUGGUAAGUCGGUGGCAUCCAUUUGGAAUUUUUUUUUUUUUUUUUAACAUAUGGUCUGAGUUUCUUACGCUCUCACUGGCAAUCUAGAGUUGUGGGUUAUUGUCCUGACUGUGGGAGCCCCUGUUGCAGAAUCUUGG